AUCAUCGCUAGACGAAGGAAGCUCCACGAGAAAGAAAGAAAGAUCGGACACCGUAGGGUCGUUCCAGGAGAAGAGAGGUGCACAGAAUUUGGAUUGAUUUCCUUUUCCGAUCUGAAUACACCAAUUCUAUCUGCUUUCGGAUUUCCUUUACCAGAAGAAAGAUGGAGAAAGCUGCGGUGGUAUUGGUAAUGUUUUUUCUUAUUGCUUCUCAAGUUCCUUCAGGGAUGAUGCAUCCUGAUACUUUCCCUGCAUUUCUAUGGUCAUCUCAUCAGGAUAGCAUAGUAAAGGAAGCAGUAAAUUAUCAAACUCUGUCUCUGAAGGAUUUGGUCAAGUCUGUUUUGUUUGAAGGAGAGUGGUCAAACUUUCUGUGUUCUCAUAUGGAAAGACAGCAGCCUAUGGAUGUUGCACUUCUCAUUGUUGGAAGAGAGUUGAAAUCUCUGGAUAUUUCAAGGCCUACCCUUGGGGGUGCUGCCCAAGUCGAUUUUCUCAAGGAUUCUUUUAUGAGUGCCAACUUUUCCAUUGCUUUCCCAUAUGUUUCUGCUUCAAAUGAGGAAUUUGCUAUGGAGAAAUCUCUAGUUUCAGAGAUUGCAGAGAGUUGUGGUAGUCCUUCCGAACCAAACAAAGUUGUUUUCCUGGAUUCCUGCUCUUUGGAGGGUGAAAAUUUUGAAAAACUUGUCUCUUUUGAUGACUAUCUUGUUUCAAGAAAGGAAAAGAAACAAAAUGAACAAGCAGACUUGGUAGUGGCUUGCCAGGGAGCUUCCGAUUCUGACCUGUAUCAUGAUCAUUCACAACAAGGUCAAAUGUUAACCGGGCUUCUCAAUUCUGUGAAACUAUCGGGAGCAAGAUACACAGUUCUUUAUGUUUCGGACCCAUCUAGGCCAGUUCCACGUCCUUUACCUUCUCUGGGAAGAUUUCUUGCAGAGAGGACUGGAAAUCUAUCAGACAAAUCUGAAGUCUUCUGUGAUGAAGUUUGUCAGAUCAAAUCCUCACUUCUCUCGGGUCUUCUAGUUGCAAUUGUUCUGAUCAUAAUUUUGAUAUCGGGUCUUUGCUGCUUGAUGGGCAUCGACACUCCAACUAGGUUUGAAGCACCUCAAGAAUCUUGACUUGAUUUAUUCUUGGGCGAACGGCGAUCCUUUUUUGUCAUUACAAGAAUGUCUGUUUCCGAGACAUAAAUAAACUCAAAUGUGUAUCAUCCGUUAAUUUGAAAUUACAAUGUAACACUUAUUUAUUAAAGUUUGUUUAUUCAUUUGAGAA
Messenger RNA from Impatiens glandulifera, 1254 nucleotides. RefSeq lists its product as uncharacterized. The record is from RefSeq and is a predicted model, not a curated record. Lineage: Eukaryota; Viridiplantae; Streptophyta; Magnoliopsida; Ericales; Balsaminaceae. The coding region runs from base 162 to 1103 and encodes 313 amino acids. The transcript has 9 exons.